This is a messenger RNA of Myotis brandtii (Brandt's bat), 6041 nucleotides long. It is a transcript of the gene WDR90, whose product is annotated as WD repeat domain 90. The record is from RefSeq and is a predicted model, not a curated record. The transcript is spliced from 41 exons. Gene Ontology annotation, molecular function: protein binding. Lineage: Eukaryota; Metazoa; Chordata; Mammalia; Chiroptera; Vespertilionidae. Bases 66 to 5768 code for a protein of 1900 amino acids. Gene Ontology annotation, cellular component: centriole.
GUGCCCUGCGUGGGGCGCGCGGCGGCCGAGGCGGGAAGUGCAAGCGCAGUGCAAGCGGCUGCGCCAUGGCGCGAGUGUGGCAGCACCCAUUCCUCAACGUCUUCAGACAGUUCAAGGUGGACGAGUGGAAGCGGUCCACUAAGGAGGGUGACGUGGCCACAGUGAUGGACAAGACCCUAAAGUGCACUGUGUAUCGCAUUAGAGGCACUGUCUCCGCCAGCAAUUACAUCCAGCUCCCCAAAACCAGCGCGCAGUCCCUGGGGCUGACAGGACGAUACCUGUACUUGCUUUUCCGACCCCUGUCCACCAAGCACUUCGUCAUCCACCUGGACUUGUCCACUGAGGACAGGCAGGUCAUCCGUGUAUCCCUUUCCAACCUCUUCAAGGAAUUCAAGUCUACAGCCACGUGGCUUCAGUUCCCCUUUAUUUGUGAAGGGACGUCCAGGAAAGACCUGGCAGGUGCGGCUCCCCCUGGUGCCCGCUGGACCUGCCUGCAGCUGGACCUGCACGACAUCCUCCUUGUCUACCUGAACCGGCGCUACAGCCAUCUCAAGAGCGUCCGGCUGUGUGCCAGCCUGCUGGUCCGAAACCUCUACACCAGCGAUCUGUGCUUCGACCCAGCUGUCACUGUCGCCGAGGCCCGGCGGGCAAAGCUGCCCGUCACCCCCAUGCCUCGAGAAAUGGCGUUUCCAGUGCCAAAGGGGGAGAACUGGCACGACCACUACAUUCACAUCCGGUUUCCAAGCAACAGCCCAGCAGCGCCCUCCAAGCUGGUCCAGAGGAACUGCUCCCCUCCUGAGGCAGGCUUCCCGAGACAUGUACCACAGCUUCUCCCUCGCCCAGGGCCCUUCAGCAAGUCCAGGCUGGACAGCGUGUCCCCUGUGGUUCAGACGCUUGGCCCCACAGCUGUGAGUGCCUGUGCCCUUAGAGAUGGGGCUAAGGAAGGUAGCCCCAGGGUCUGGCGGACACUGUCCCCCCCACAGUCCAGGCAGGCCUCCUUGAGGCUCCUUCCAGAGGAUGGCCUGUCCUCUGAAUGCUCAGAAGUCUCCAUCGUGGGUGGCUCCGGGGUCGAUAGACGAGAGCCCCCGGCCAGCGCGAAGGCCACGGACAAGCGUGCUGCUGGCAGUGGCCCUCCGGUGUCUGCUUGUAAGUUGGCUGUGGUGCCCCCAGCCCCAGAGGAUGCGACCAAGCAUGAGAGCUUCCUGCCAGAUCCGGUCCUGAGGCUCAAGAGAGUCAUUGGCCUUGGGGGCCACAGCACUAAAUGGGCCCUGUGGACCAAGGAUGGGGCUGCUGUCGUGUACCCCUGCCACGCGAUCAUUGUGGUCCUGUGCAUUGACACCCGGGAGCAGUGCUUCUUCCUCGGCCACACAGACAAGGUCUCUGCCCUGGCACUGGAUGGGAGCAACUCUCUGCUGGCCUCAGCCCAGGCACACCCCCACAGCAUGCUGCGUCUCUGGGACUUCCAGACCAGGAGCUGCUUGUCCCUGUUCCGGAGCCCUGUCCACACCGUCUGCUCCCUCAGCUUCUCCGACAGUGGGGCACUACUCUGCUGCAUUGGCAAGGACCGCCAUGGGAAGAUGAUGGUGGUGGCCUGGGGCACUGACCAGGUGGGGCGAGGCGGUGAGGCCGUCAUUCUCGCAAAGGCAAACACCGACGUCGACAUCCAGGCUUUUGAGAUCGCCUUUUGUAAUGAAACCAGGAUGGCGUCGUGCGGGCGGGGCAAUGUGCGGCUGUGGCGGCUUCGCGGUGGGGGCCUGUGCUCCUGCCCUGUGGACCUGGGGGAGCAUCACGCAGUCGAGUUCACGGACCUGGCCUUUGGGAAGGCCCAGGAUGGCCACACGCUCUACGUUUGCAGCCGUAGUGGUCACAUCCUGGAGAUCGACCACCAGCGCAUGGCUGUGCGGCGCGCUCGCUAUCUCCUGCCCACGCAGACUCCCGGCAGCCCCCUCCCACAGAAGCAGGCCUUCAGCUUGGGCCCCGGCAUCGCCAUCAGCAGCCUCAGUGUCUCCCAGGCUGAGUGUGCGGUGGGCUCGGAGGACGGCUACCUGCGCCUCUGGCCUCUGGACUUCUCCUCUGUGCUCCUGGAGGCAGAGCACGAGGGCCCCAUCAGCUCAGUCCGAAUCAGCCCCGAUGGCUUGCGUGUGCUGUCCACCACCUCCUCGGGCCAUCUGGGCUUCCUGGACGUCCCCUCCCGGGAGUAUAAUGUGCUGGUGCGCUCCCACACUGCCCUGGUGCUGGCCCUCGCCACCGAGUGCAGCCGAGGACAGCUGGCCACCGUGUCCCAGGACCACACUGUCCGAGUCUGGGAUCUGGCAACCCUGCAGCAGCUCUACGACUUCACGUCGCCCGAGGAAGCGCCGUGUGCAGUCGCCUUCCAUCCCACGCAGCCAGUCUUCUUCUGCGGCUUCAGCAGUGGGGCUGUCCGCUCCUUCAGCCUGGAGGCCACCAGGGUCCUGGUGGAACACAGGUGUCACCAAGGAGCUAUCACCGGCCUGGUUACCAGCCCCGAUGGCAGCCUCUUGUUCAGUGCCUGCUCUCAGGGCACCCUGGCCCAGUACCACUGCACUGCCACUUGCUGCCGUGUCCUGCGUGUUACAGCCAACGUGGUGUGCCGGGAUGCCCUCCCAAGUCCCAACGCCUUGGCCGUCAGUGGGGACAACCGCUUGCUGGCCUUCAUGGGUCCCUUUAAGUACAUGGUGACCAUCAUGGACGCAGCCUCCCUGGAUGAUCUGCUACGGGUGGACGUCAGUGCCCUGGACCCGGCCAGCAGCGGCCUGGACUCGGCUGUGGCUGUCUGCUUCAGUCCCGCACCCCGUAGCCACCUGCUGGUGUCCUUGUCAUCCAACAAGGUUGUGGUGCUAGACGCCAUAUCGGGCCGCUUGGUUCGAGAGUUUUGUGAUGUGCACCCCGUGGCCUGCUCCGCCCUGGCUCUCAGCGGGGAUGCCCGCUUGCUGCUGACAGCUGCCGACCGAGCCAUCAAGGUGUGGGACUACUUAACGCAGUCCGACCCCAGCUGCCAGGUGUACAUUGGCCACUCGGAGCCCGUGCAGGCUGUGGCCUUCACCCCUGACCAGCAGCAUCUCCUCAGCGUGGGUGAUGCCAUCUUCCUCUGGGACAUCCUGGCCUCCCCUGAGAGGUCGCCCCCAGAAAGCGUCCCAGGCUCACCCGGGCCCCCCCCAACCUGUGAGGCUGUGAGUGGUCGCACCGCGGUGGAAGGUCCAAAUGCAAGUCAGCAGGAGGAUGCGCUGUCCGGGACCAAUGGGCUCCCUCGGUGGCAGGUGCCCGUGCCAUCCCAGGCAGCCCCACCCCAGCUGAGCAUCUGUGCUGGGCCCUUAGAUGGCGGUGAUGGCACUUCCUCUGUGUCAGAUGAAGGACCCUCUGAGGAGAGCCACAGCCCUGAGGGGCUCUGCCAGGCCCCAGGCCGACCCGUGCUGGUGCAGAAGGAGGCCUGUGGGGCUGGAGACGGGGCCGCAGGGGGCCCUUGGGACCCCAGCGUGCUGCCCCACCCCCAUGGCCAGCCUAGUAAGCAAGGUGCCUGGAGCCUCAGGAGAGCCAGGACCCAGCCCACUGCCCGCCCGGACGCCUACAAACACUUCACAGCACGCUACAAAGCCUCCCUGAUGGCCAAGAAUGUUUCCUCCCCUCCUGCGGGGGGCGAGUGGCUGCACCUGAAGGCUGUUGUGGGCUACAACGGGAAUGGGCGGGCCAACGUGAUCUGGAGGCCAGACACAGGCUUCUUUGCCUACACCUGCGGCUGCCUGGUGGUAGUGGAGGACCUGCACUCCGGCUCCCAGCAGCACUGGCUCGGCCACUCCGAGGAGAUCUCCACGCUGGCUCUCAGCCACGAUGCCCAGGUCCUGGCCUCUGCCUCCGGGAGUAGUGGUGCCGCCUCUGGCUGCCAGAUCCGCAUCUGGGAUGUGCCUGGGGGUUCCUGCCAGCAGCUCCUUUCUCACCACUGCACCGCUGUGCAAGCCCUAGCCUUCUCGCUGGAUGAUCGGCUCCUUGUCACACUAGGGGACUAUGGUGACCGAACCCUGGCCCUGUGGAGCAUGGCCACCUAUGAGCUCGUUUCGUCUACCCACCUCCCAGAGCCGGUGCACGACAUGGCCUUCAACCCCUGGGGUGCCGGGGAGCUCGCCUGUGUGGGCCAGGGCGCCCUCACCUUGUGGCUCCUGCAGCAGCGCGGGGCCGACAUCAGCCUCCAGGUGCACCGAGAGCCCAUCCCCGAGACGGUGGGGGCGGGCGAGCUGACGUCCCUGUGCUAUGGGGCCGAGCCGCUGCUGUACUGCGGCUCCAAUGCCGGCCAGGUCUGUGUCUGGGACACGAGUGCCAGCCGUUGCUUCCUGGCCUGGGAGGCUGACGACGGUGAGAUCGGAGUGCUGCUGUGCUCGGGAUCGCGGUUGGUCAGUGGCAGCAACACCAGGCGGCUGCGCCUGUGGGCCGUGGGAGCCGUGGCGGAGCUGAGGCGCAAGGGCUCCGGAGCCAGGUCCAGCUCUGUGUUCAUGGAGCGCGAGCUGACCCUGGACGGGGCCGUCGUGAGCGCUGUCUUCCACGAGAGCAUGGACAUGGGUGUGGUGGGCACCACAGCGGGCACGCUCUGGUAUGUCAGCUGGGCCGAGGGCACCAGUACCCGCCUCAUCAGCGGCCACAGGAGCAAGGUCUUGUGUGGGGCACUCGGGAGGGAGGUGAGGACAGUUUCUUUACUCCACGUGGAGGUGACCAUGGCCAGGCGGGCUUGGGAAGGAGACACAUGGUCUCAUAGGAAUGACCUGGCCCCACUGUGUCCUGUGUCCGAGGGCCACGGGGCCUCAGGGCUGGCUGGCUACCUGCAGGUGAACGAGGUGGUCUUCAGCCCCAGCGAGUCCCACUGUGCCACGUGUGGAGACGAUGGGAGUGUGCGGGUGUGGUCCUUGUCCAGCAUGGAGCUGGUAAUCCAGUUCCAGGUGCUGAACCAGAGUUGCCUCUGCUUGGCUUGGAGCCCCCCAUCCUGUGGGCGCCCAGAACAGCAGCACAUGGCGGCAGGUUACAGUGAUGGCACGUUGCGUGUCUUCAACGUCUCUCGAAUCUCCAUGGAGCUCAAGAUGCAUCCACACCUGGCUGCGCUGACGGCCAUCGCCUUCUCUGCUGACGGUCAGACCAUCAUCUCUGGAGACAAGGACGGGCUUGUGGCUGUGAGCCAGCCACGCACAGGUCUGACCUUCCGUACACUGAGCGACCACCGGGGCGCUCCCAUCUCUACCAUCCAGAGCACGAGCAAGGAGAAUGGAGCCUUCGGGGUGGAGGGCACAGACUUGUGGUUGGCCGCCAGCGGGGACCAGCGGGUCAGCAUCUGGGCCUCCGACUGGCUGCGGGACUGCUGUGAGCUGGUGGACUGGCUGAGCUUCCCGGCACCGAUCCUCACGGAGGCUUCAGACUGCUCGCCACCCUCCCUCGCUGCCUUCUGUCCCUGGGAUAGGACGCUGCUGGUGUGUGCAGGCCUCGGCCCCCAUCCAGAGGCGGUCUUUUACAGCCUCUGCCUGAAGCAGGUGGUGAAGAAGAUCCCACUGCCUUUCUUUGCUGUGUCCCUGAGUCUGUCCCCCAGGGCCCACUUCAUGGCCAUUGGCUUUGCUGAGCGUGUGCUGAGGCUGGUGGACUGUGUGUCAGGGGCCGCGCAAGACUUUGCUGGCCACGACGACGCGGUACAGCUCUGUAGGUUUGCCCCGUCUGCCAGCCUGCUCUUCACGGCGGCCCACAACGAGAUCUUGGUGUGGGAGGUCACACACUGCUGAGCUGCACUGGGGACCUUGGGGUCAGGUGUGCUGUCCCGGUCACACUGGGCACCUGGCCUGGGCAGGGGCUCUCCUGAGAAGCCGGGUUAGUGGAGAACCUCGUGCUAGGCCAGGGUGGCUGGGUGGGCGCAGUCCCUUCACACUGGAUGGGCUCAGGACUCUCUGUAUGUAAAUCAUCAAGACCCCAAACAUGUGUAAAGUGCUUGUUGGCACCUGAGUGCUUUUCUAUGUUUCUACCUGUACAGUUGAAAUAAAUGUGGGUGUUGCAUUGUC